Molecule: messenger RNA, 1731 nt
Organism: Cokeromyces recurvatus
Lineage: Eukaryota; Fungi; Mucoromycota; Mucoromycetes; Mucorales; Mucoraceae
Product: Spc98 family-domain-containing protein
Exons: 4
Coding region: 55-1359 (434 amino acids)
Biological process (GO): cytoplasmic microtubule organization; microtubule nucleation; mitotic cell cycle
Cellular component (GO): gamma-tubulin complex; centrosome; spindle pole
Molecular function (GO): microtubule minus-end binding; gamma-tubulin binding
Source: RefSeq, a predicted model, not a curated record
AUUGUUUUAUCAUUUGUUCAUUUUAUUCAUUAUUUUAUUUGUGAAUGUGAUUCAAUGUUUCAGUUCAAUUUAGAGAAUCCAGACAGUUUUAAUUUUACAGAAUGGCGUGAAAAAAAUAACAACAAUUCUGAUUGGAAAGAGGAUCAAUUACGCUUGAAGCCAUUAUCUAGCGAACCAUUUGAUUUCCUUAACCUUGCGAAUGAACAUUCAGUUAAUUCAAAUGCAUCAUCAUCAUCAUCAACAACAACAACAACAGACAUAUCCUUUCAGCAGGGUGAUGAUACAGAAGAAGAAGAUAUUUGGACUCAACAACUAUCUAUACCAACUACAUUUAAUACUUUGUCUUGGGAUACACAAAAUCCUCACUAUCCUUCUUACGCACAGAGAGAACUUGCUCAAAGAAAUAUUGGAACACCAUUUAUUACUGAAGCUCCUUUAAGCUUUUCAGAGACAGUGGUUCGAUCUUUAUUAAAAGAAAAUACGAGUGUUGUUGUUUAUGAAUCAGAUCUUGUGAAGGGACUUUUACAAGCUCUUGCAGGAUUGCCCUCGAUUUAUUUUUAUUGGGAUAAAGAUUUGAUGCUUAAGCAACGUGAGCCUCAUGUUCGUAUUCUAGGUGUUAGUCCAAAUGCUCUAGACUCUAUUCUUCAAGAUGUACUUUUAUUUAGUUCACAAUUAAGAGCCUUAGAAUAUGUGGCUCAACAAUGCCAAGAGAAUGCAUCAGAGUAUGGACUUACAGGGAUAGCAUUUGGUUGCUGUUUAACUGAACUACAUCUUUAUCUACAACAUUUGAUCUUGGAUGUUCUAUUAUUACCUAACAUGACAAUUUUAAGAUUACAUCAAUCUAUUCAGCCCUUAUCUAUGAUUGUCCAAAGAUUAUGUCGACUUUUUAGGAUUCAUCAAGAACAUUUCCAAAUUCCCUUUGGAGCUGCAUUAUUGAAUUUGCUUUACGAUGAAAUCAAAAGAAUAGAUCUUUCAUUCAAUGGACAUCUUGCUUUAUAUCGAGAUAUUUGUUUGGCCAUAUUAGCACAUACAAGUAUACCUUAUUUGACUAUGCUUAGUAAAUGGUUAUAUCUAUGUCAAUCUACAGGAGAGAACAAAGACCCUUAUCAUGAGUUUUUUAUAGAUAUAAAUUCUAAACAAGAUACAUUUCAGAUAUAUCCAACAGAUAGAACUUUACCUUACUUUAUUGAUAAGGAGCUUGCUGAAUAUCUAUUUCGAUCAGGAGUCUCUGCACGAAUAUUACAAAGAACUAAGCCAGAACACCCAUUAUUUGCAUUAAAUGAUUCAAUUUCUUUAAAAUGUAUAUUAACAAGUGCAGAAGGUGAAAAAAAAAGUGAUUCAAUACAUGCAAGAAUAUAAUUUGGGAAACCAUACAGUUCAAAAUCCCUUGGAGCCAUCUACUAUCUCUUUACCUUCCUUACAAGAUAAUCAUACCCCUAUAGAAAACAUACCAAUACUUCCUUUACUUGAAAAGGAUUCAAAUCCAUCAAGUGACUUUUUAAAUACAUUGAAUGAAAUCAUAAAGUAUCAUCAACAUCAACAUCAUGGCUUUUUUAUACCCACUAUAGACGUAAUUACAGUCCAAAGCUAUCUUAAACCAAUUCAGUUAUGGUGUCCAAUCUUAAACGAAUCAGUCAUGUCCUCCUUUUUAACUCAGUUCAAACUUGAAUCCCAUUUGUCAUUACUAUAUCAAUACUUCUUAUUUGGUAAUGGUACAUUUGUGAAUGGGCU